GCCACCUAGACCUUAUUAACUUCAUUCUAUACAAUACAGUUUUUAAUUUGUUAUGAUUAUAUUUUAUUCGUUAUUUCAUAGCCGAAUGUUGACUCACAUAUUUUUUUACGUUUUGUUUUCAGGCGUCUUCUAUUCAGAUUGUGUUAACAAAUAUUGCAAUUCAAACUUGUGCAUGAAUAAACAACAUACCUUGUGUAAAUUUCAGACUCCAGGUCCCGCCGCUCACUGCCUUGACUACCAGCUGACGAUAAAAAGCGACAAGGACAAACAGUUAAUCCUCGACAAGAUAAAUGCGAGACGCGAUAAGGUGGCAUCAGGCGAUAUCCGGUCAUUGCCCGCCGCCGAGGAUAUGUUUAAAAUGGAGUGGAAUGAAGAGCUGGCCGAAUCCGCCCAGCGCUGGGCUGACCAAUGCGUGUCUAACAAAGACGCUGGAGAAGUAGAAGAUGACUGUCGCGAUAUAGAGGGCAUGCGAGUCGAACAAAACAUCGCUACAGUGUAUGGUGAAGCACCAGGGUUGACGCCGACGGCGCUCGUCGACGUUUGGUACCUACAACUGUUAAACGUGAAUGCAAGCGUGCUAGCCAGAUAUCGCCCAUCAAGUGAAUCAGGACCUUCCAGUUACAAUCAAUUCACGCAACUAGUAUGGGCAGCUUCAUACCAAGUGGGGUGUGGAGGAGUGAAAUUCAAAGAGUAUUUGAAAGAUUCAGAGGAGAAAAAAGAUCGAGUAGUAUACAGAUUAGUAUGCAAUUUCGCUCCAUCAGGGAACCAAUUAAAUCAACCAGUUUAUACAGCUGGGCAACCUGGCAAAUGUGACUAUGGUACCAGUGACACUUAUAAGACAUUAUGUAAUUCUCAACCAAUAAAUUUACAUGAAAACGAUAAUGCAGAUUUAGUUGAUUCUGAAUCUGACGAAGCUGAAUUCACAACAGAUAUUAUAAGUGUAGACGAAACCUCUGUAAUAAAUAAUCAAACAACAAAUUUGACUACAGAUGACCCGAACCUAUGGAAUAAAUGACCAAGUAACACAAGAAAUAUUGAGACCAUUUGUCAACCCCAUUAAAAUACAAGCAGUUUCUGCAGUUAAAUCUAGCUAUGAUUUUACUGGGCAUUACUUUUUUCCUGAAUACGAUGGGGAAGAAACGACUAAAAUAUUUAGGGAAACUGAUUACGAUAUUAUUUAUAAACCUUCGGAACCAGAUGUUGUA
Messenger RNA from Cydia amplana, 1205 nucleotides. RefSeq names its product venom allergen 3-like. The transcript is spliced from 8 exons. The record is from RefSeq and is a predicted model, not a curated record. Bases 53 to 1015 code for a protein of 320 amino acids. Lineage: Eukaryota; Metazoa; Arthropoda; Insecta; Lepidoptera; Tortricidae.